Molecule: messenger RNA, 1691 nt
Organism: Aedes aegypti (yellow fever mosquito)
Lineage: Eukaryota; Metazoa; Arthropoda; Insecta; Diptera; Culicidae
Product: alpha-amylase A
Exons: 3
Coding region: 38-1540 (500 amino acids)
Biological process (GO): carbohydrate metabolic process
Molecular function (GO): alpha-amylase activity; cation binding
Source: RefSeq, a predicted model, not a curated record
CUCUGCAGCAGCACUUUGGUUUGAACAGCGGGAAAUAAUGGACUCCCGAUUGGCCUUAUUGGUUGUGGCAAUUUUACUGGCGAUUUCCAACGUUCAGGGUCAGCAUGAUCCCCAUUUCUGGAAUGGACACAGUGGAAUAGUGCAUCUGUUUGAGUGGAAAUUUUCGGACAUUGCUCUGGAGUGUGAGAGGUUUCUGGGGCCACGAAGUUAUGGAGGCAUUCAGUUAUCACCGGUCAAUGAGAAUGUCAUCGUUCAAUUAGGAAGCAAUCGUCCAUGGUGGGAACGGUAUCAGCCAGUUUCGUACAAACUAAUCACGCGUUCGGGAAAUGAACAGGACUUCCUCGAUAUGUCCCGCCGUUGUAAUGCUGUGGGCGUUCGUUUGUACGUUGAUAUCAUCAUUAAUCAUAUGUCCAGGGAUCCGAACGAUGGUUCCAUAGGAACGGGAACUGGUGGUUCCAUCGCUAACUCCGGUACACGUGAUUAUCCAGCUGUUCCAUACUCCAUCAUUGAUUUCAACCCGUCCUGUGCCAUUACGGAUUGGGGUAAUGCUUGGCAAGUGAGAAACUGUGAACUGUUGGAACUGCCGGACUUGGAUCAGAGCAAAGACUGGGUUCGCGACAAGAUCGUGGAGUUUUUAGAUCAUUUGAUCGAACUGGGUGUGGCUGGAUUCCGAGUGGAUGCUGCCAAACAUAUGUAUCCACAGGAUAUGGAAGUGAUCUUCAACCGUUUGAAAAAUCUGAAUACCAAUUUUGGAUUUGCGCCAGGAUCACGUGCUUUCCUGAUGCAAGAAGUCAUUGAUGGGGGCGAUCAUGAACCUAUUAGGAAAUAUGAAUACACCCAUCUCGGAACGGUAACCGAAUUCCAGUAUUCGUUCUAUAUCGGACGUGCUUUCACUGGUGGCGACAUGCUUGUAUGGCUGCAAAACUUUGGAGAAGAUUGGGGCUUUUUGCCAUCGAGAGAUUCACUUGUGUUCGUGGAUAAUCAUGACAACCAACGUGAUCACGCCUUGACCCAUAAAUCGCCAAAGGCUUACAAAAUGGCCACCGCAUUUGCAGCUGCCCAUCCUUUCGGUCAACUUCGUAUCAUGAGUUCAUUCUACUUUGAUGAUAGAGAUCAAGGACCGCCACAGGACGGCAAUGGUAACAUCAUUUCUCCAUCGAUCAAUGCUGAUCAAACCUGUGGAAACGGAUGGGUUUGUGAACACCGUUGGCGCCAAAUAGCGAACAUGAUCAACUUCAGAAACGUUUGUUGGGGAACUCCUGUGCAAAACUGGUGGUCAAAUGGCGCAAAUAAGAUUGCAUUUGCUCGCGGUAAUUGCGGAUUUGUGGCCUUCAAUAACCAACAGCAGCAGGAUAUGCUUGAAGUUCUACAAACUGGUCUUCCCGCUGGAAUUUACUGUGAUGUCAUUUCCGGCGAAAAGGUAGGCCACUCCUGUACGGGGAAAUCCGUAACGGUUCUAGCUGAUGGACGAGCAUCGAUUCACGUUCCUUACGAUGGUGAGGAUGGAGUUUUGGCUUUCCACAUUGAGUCACGAAUCUAAAUCAACACCCAGUUAAGUUCUUCAUAGACAUCGCAAUUGUAUUGGAACCACAAAUCUGCACACAAUUUGGAACAGAAGAGCACACUCAAUACCACCAAACGACUUUGUUUUCGCCUGAAAAGAAAGAUAUUGAUUAUAAUUUCAAGCUUGA